Molecule: messenger RNA, 267 nt
Organism: Toxoplasma gondii ME49
Lineage: Eukaryota; Apicomplexa; Conoidasida; Eucoccidiorida; Sarcocystidae
Exons: 2
Coding region: 1-267 (88 amino acids)
Source: RefSeq, a predicted model, not a curated record
AUGCUCGGUCUGACGAAGUACGUCCGGAUGGUGCGGUUUCAGUGCGGCUGCUGCAACGGAGAGGCGACAGAAAUCCCAAAUUUGGAAGCUGAAGAAAACAGAUGCAGGCACGGCAUCAAUUCUUGCUUUCUUCGUGGAUCUUCGUGGAUGACUAAGGGCACUGCGGUGGCGGAAAGAAGCGAUUUAUCGGGAGUUUUAUCCGUGUUAUUCCUUACGACGAAGCUCCAAGACUUUGCGACCACCGCGAACGGUUUUCUCGUGGCUUGA